UUCUGAGACCUAUAAAUACAACAAACUCAGCCUCAGAUUCUCAAACCCAAAUUCCCAAAACCCAAAAAAGAAACCUCAUAACUAAAUUUCAAGCUUCAUCCAUGGCGGCCACCACCACCAACGAACCCAUUCAAUCAAAAUCAUCAUCAUCCGUCUACCUCCAAAACCCCGACGAGCUCCAAAAAGUCUUCAGCCAAUUCGACACAAACGGUGACGGCAAGAUCUCCGUUUCCGAACUCGGCGACGUUCUCAAAGCCCUAGGCACCACCGUUGCCUCCAAAGACCUAACUCAAGUCAUGGAAGAUCUCGAUUCAGACCACGACGGUUUCAUUUCGCUAGAAGAGUUCGCCGCCUUCUGUCGCCAGAGCUCAGAGGACGGUGGAGCUUCGGAGCUUAAAGAUGCAUUCGAUCUCUACGAUCAAGAUCAUAACGGACUCAUCUCAGCCUCUGAACUUCACCAAGUUCUCAGUCGCCUAGGGAUGAAUUGUACCGUCGAUGAUUGUAAUCGGAUGAUCGGAUCCGUUGAUUCUGAUGGUGAUGGUAAUGUUAAUUUCGAUGAGUUUAAGAAGAUGAUGACUAAUAAUUCCAUGGCUAAAGGAUCGGCGAUUCAGUAGAUCUCCGUAGAUCUUGAUUUGCAGGUAAGCACAUUGAUCUUAAUUAGUGGUUCUCGUUUAAGAUUCCUUUUAAUUAAGUCUCUGUUUGUCGUUAAUCUAUAAAUUGUAUCAACUAAAUCCAAAAUUUGACUCUGUUCGUAUUUUGUCUGAAUAGAUUUUCUCGAGAAAA
This is a messenger RNA of Cannabis sativa, 783 nucleotides long. RefSeq names its product probable calcium-binding protein CML27. NCBI's taxonomy places the organism in Eukaryota, Viridiplantae, Streptophyta, Magnoliopsida, Rosales, Cannabaceae. Gene Ontology annotation, molecular function: calcium ion binding. The transcript has a single exon. Bases 102 to 614 code for a protein of 170 amino acids. The record is from RefSeq and is a predicted model, not a curated record.